AUGCAGACUAUAGAUAUAGUCUACAUCUCAGCAGAAGCUAUAGUUGGUCUGAUCACAACAGUCGGCAACUGUCUAGUUCUGGCUGUGAUCAUCAAAACGCCACAGCUCCACACAGUUACCAACGUCUUCGUUGGCAACUUAGCUAUUGCCGAUAUCGCUGUCGGAGUUCUGGUUGCUCCCUGCGCAGCUUUGUCCUUUCUAGGACUCCCUCAUAAUUUCUACGCCUGCGUCUUCAUUAACUGCCUCAUUUUGAUGUUCACCAACGUGUCGAUACUGAUGCUCAUGUCGGUGGCCAUUGAACGGUUUAUUGCCAUCAAGGAGCCGUUUGUCUAUCAGCGGAUUCUCACAGUGAGACGGGCCUUCUACGUCAACUUCUUCGUGUGGAUCUUGGGUGCUGCUCUUGGACUCAUGCCCAUGUAUGGGUGGCAUCGUGGAUAUCAAACUGUGACUUACUGUCGAUUUACUGAGAUGAUCAGUUAUGAGUACAUGGUUUAUUUCCAAUUCUUCGGGUUGGUUCUAUUGCCUUUAUUGAUCAUGCUAUGCAUAUACAUUUACAUUCUUCUCAUUGUUCGCAAACAUACGCGACAGACAAACGCUCUUCACAGUCAAUUCCGCCAAAGCAAAGACGCAAAGGACUUCAACAAAGAUGUUAAAGCUGCCAAAGUAUUUGCGUUGGUGAUUUUACUGUUUGGUGUAUUCUGGAUUCCUGUAAAUCUCUUCAACUGCGUUAGCUUGUUCUGUGGUCUAAGAUGCAUUUUUCCCUAUGAGGCCCUUCUGGUAGCGAUUGUGAUGAGUCAUGCAAAUUCCAGCAUUAACCCGUUUCUGUACGCCGCCAGCAACAGUCGAAUCAAGAGGGGACUUAAGGAAUUGUUUCGAAUCAAAUUAAGUCCUCAAGAUCGAGAACAGACAGACUUCUACAAACAUCGAUCAUCGAACGGUUUCUCCCACGCUCGGGACAAUUCAGUGGCUCCAAUGUCCAAUGCGGAUGAGACGUCACAUGAAGACAGAAUGAAAGUGUUCACAGUCUCAAGUAAAACAUUCCCUCCAAGUGGUAACAUCUCAGUGCUACCAACAGAUGACGGUUACAAAACCGUUAAGCCCUCACCUUCUGAGAGCGAUAACCACAAAAGCGGUUUACAGAGUAACUCUAACCACACGUCGACCUCAUCGGUGUCACAACAUUCAAAUCAAGACACGAACCCGUCCGCUCAACGUCCGUUGUCCCAAAGCUCACACCAUUCCAAGGAACAGGGUUUGGACAAUGCUAACAGCACACCACGGGAAAUGAACAAGCCACUGACAAUCCCAUCAGUAAAUGGCGAAUCUAAACAUGAUACGAGGGCCUGA
Candidula unifasciata is the source of this 1347-nucleotide messenger RNA. The record is from the annotation of a GenBank genome assembly. NCBI's taxonomy places the organism in Eukaryota, Metazoa, Mollusca, Gastropoda, Stylommatophora, Geomitridae.